Molecule: messenger RNA, 3654 nt
Organism: Pristis pectinata (smalltooth sawfish)
Lineage: Eukaryota; Metazoa; Chordata; Chondrichthyes; Rhinopristiformes; Pristidae
Gene: eps15
Product: epidermal growth factor receptor pathway substrate 15
Exons: 25
Coding region: 203-2992 (929 amino acids)
Biological process (GO): endosomal transport; endocytosis
Cellular component (GO): cytoplasm; plasma membrane; clathrin coat of coated pit
Molecular function (GO): calcium ion binding; cadherin binding
Source: RefSeq, a predicted model, not a curated record
GUCUGUUAAGCAGCACCGUCAGAGUGGCUGCCGCAGGCACGGGGGUGAGAAAUCAGUCUGACCGUACACUUGCCGGCAAACCGCACUGAGAUAAACCAGUCCAGGAAGUUUAUUCCAUUUGAAUCCGGUGCCAGGUUUUAUUUGUAGUCCCGGACUCGCGAACUUUUUUCAGUGCAUGAUGGGCUAAAGUGAAGGAACCAGCAUGGCGGGGCAGUUCACACUCACUCAGCUCUCAAGUGGAAACCCUUUAUAUGAAAAGUAUUAUCGUCAGAUUGAUUCAACAAAUAGUGGGAGAGUUGGAGCUGCAGAAGCUGCCUCAUUUCUGAAAAGGUCUGGCCUGUCGGAUCUGGUACUUGGAAAGAUAUGGGAUUUAGCUGAUGCGGAUGCAAAGGGCUUUUUAAAUAAACAGGAAUUUUUUGUUGCCUUAAAGCUUGUAGGAUGUGCACAAAAUGGACUUGAGGUCUCUUUGAACAGUUUAAACCUUGCUGCCCCAGCACCAAAAAUUAAUGAUAGAAGCAGUCCAUUACCGAAUAGUGGAUCAGCACCUGUUGAUGUUCCCUGGGCUGUGAAGCUUGAAGAAAAGUCGAAGUAUGAUAUAAUUUUUGACAGCCUGAAUCCUGUGAAUGGUUUUCUGUCUGGUGAUAAAGUGAAACCCGUGCUACUCAACUCUAAACUACCUGUGGAUGUCCUGGGAAGGGUCUGGGACCUCAGUGAUACAGAUCGUGAUGGUUUAUUAGACCGUGAUGAAUUUGCUGUUGCCAUGUACUUGGUUUACCGUGCUCUGGAGAAGGAGCCUGUGCCAUUUUCGUUGCCACCUGCCUUAAUACCUCCAUCAAAGAGGAAAAAAGCUAGUGUUCCACCUGCUGUGCCACUUAUUCCAUCUCCACCUUCUGCCAAGGAAAGCCGACAGUCCUUACCUCCUGUGGGAAUUCUACCUACCAAAACGCCAGCGACCCAGUCUGUUAAAUGGGUUGUCACACCAGCUGACAAAACAAAAUAUGAUGAGAUCUUCAUGAAAACUGACAAAGACCAGGAUGGGUUUGUCUCUGGAGUGGAAGUAAAAGCUUUCUUUCUCACCACGGGUUUGGCUCCAACAACACUGGCUCGUAUCUGGGCACUCUGUGAUACAAAUGAUUGUGGAAAGCUCACAAAGGAACAAUUUGCCUUGGCUCUACAUUUAAUAAACCAGAAGCUAACAAAAGGCAUUGAUCCACCUCAGGUUCUUACUGCAGAAAUGAUGCCUCCUUCUGACAGUGCACAAAAGAAUGGAGCCACUCUGAACACUGUAGCUGACUUUUCAGCCAUCAAAGAACUUGAUUCUAUACACAACGAAAUAGCCGAUCUUCACAGGGAGAAAAGCAGUGUGGAAGUGGAAAUCAAAGAAAAAGAGGAAGCAAUCAAGCAGCGAACGAGUGAGGUCCAGGAUCUCCAGGAUGAAGUCGAUAAGGAAAGCACAAACCUACAGAAAUUACAAGAGCAGAGGCAAGAAGUACAGGAUGUGCUCAGUGGCUUGGACCAACAGAAAAACAAAUUGGAGGAGCAGCUGAAUGACAUCAGGCAGAAAUGCACAGAGGAGACACAGUUGAUCUCAUCACUAAAGAUGGAGAUAUCAAAUCAGGAAAUCCAGAUAUCAUCUUGUAAGGAGGAGCUGAUGCGAGCACAGGAGGAACUAAACCGACUGCACCAGGAGACAGCAGAGCUGGAGGAGCGUAUGGAGGCGAGUCAAGCCCAGCUGGAACCUAUGCAGCAAUCUCUUUGGGCAUCCCAUCAGGAAAUUAAUCAGGUGACAUCCAAGUUGUCUGAGCUGCACGAUGAGGAAAGCUUCAACAAUCAACUCAGGUGGCAGAGUCAUCUGCAACCUCUUGUCAAUGGUAGUGUUGAGCACUCUGAUGUCAACAACAGCGCUGGUGAGUGUAAUGACCAGAAGGAAAAUACAGGGAGGCAAAGCCCAUUGGAGAAAGAAGAGACCAUUAUUGAGCCUGCGGUCAACAAUAGUGUUGCUGAACCCAUGCUCAACACAACACCUAUGAUGAAGACAGAACAGACUGAAAUUCAACAACCCAGUCUUGCAGAAAUGGAAGAUCCAUUUGAUACGAAACCUAGUGAAUACUCCAACAAUAUUUCAGACCCAAACCUAGACUUCUUUCAAACAGAUCCUUUCACUGGAAGUGAUCCCUUUAAGGAUGAUCCAUUUGGAAAGGUUGACAUUGCAGAUCCUUUUGGAGGCGAUCCUUUUAAAGGCACAGACCCUUUUGCAGAUGCCUCUGAUAACUUCUUUCAGCAGUCUGCAAGUGACCCGUUUACAGUCACAGAGGCUGAUCCUUUCAAUGCUACAUUAACCAACACUAAUGUGGAAUCAACAGAAGCAAUAAAUGCCAAUGAUCCAUUUGUUCCUGGUGGUGGUACAGUCUCAUCCAGUGCUGAUGCAGUUAUCGACCCUUUUGUCUCAGUGUUUGGAAAUGAUUCUUUUGAAAGUGGGUUUGCAAAUUUUAAUACACUAUCGCAGUCCAACCAUGCAGACCCCUUCAUUUCUGCUCCGGGAGCAGACCCUGGAAAAGAUGCCUUUGGAAAAAAUAUAUUCACAGAUGAUCCCACAAAAAAUGAAGAGCUGCCUCCAGCAUUACCGCCAAAAAUUGGCACUCCAACAAGACCCCCUCCUCCACCACCUGGUAAAAGACUUUCCGUUGUAAAGUCAGAAUCAUCCGACUCCUUCAAGUUAAAUGAUCCUUUCCAUCCAUUUAACUCAGGUGAUUCAUUCCAUAAAGAGAAACAGCUUGAUCCGUUUGCUCCUACUUCUCCAAGUAAGGUUAUUGGAGACAACCCAAAUUUUGCAAACUUCAAUACUUAUCCCAGUGAGGAAGACCAGAUAGAGUGGGCCAAAAGGGAAAGUGAGCGAGCAGAAGAGGAGCGACUAGCCAGAUUAAACCAGCAAGAGCAAGAGGAUUUGGAACUGGCUAUAGCACUUAGUAAAUCUGAAAUAUCUGAAGCAUGACAUGCCCCUUGCUAUUAUUGGUUGUCUUGACUCAUCUAACCAAUGUUGUUCUUACUAAUGUGUUUUCCAUAAAAGCUACCUAAAAUAAAUUUGAAAAUACUGGAGACUCUGACUUCUUGACAUGAAAUUGUUUGUUACUGAAGGGAUCAGUGUGGUGAAACCUAUUAAUUCAGAACUAUUAAAUAAUCUUUAUCCUGUAUAUUAAACAAAAGCAACGUACAAACUAAGUACUGAAGCAAAUCUGUAUUAAAUGCAGUCAAUUCAAUUCUAAUAAUAUUAUUUUGCUUUAUUGGGUAAUGGAGCCCAUCAUCUCAGCAGCUUCCUGUUUAAAUAAUAUUGUUCAAUAGAAUACUUGUCAUUGAACAGCUGUAUAUAUUACACCUACUUAGUUACAAAGUAGAGUUAAAGAAUCAUAAACUUUUCGAGUGUAGCACAUUAACUGUUUCUGUAACCACCAAUUGCUGGCAAUAUAUAACUGUAUAGAGCAUAUGUUUCAGGUUACCUGCUGAAACUGCUGCUGUAAGUUAAACAUGCACUGCUGAACUUUUUACUGGCUUUAUUUUUUUAAACUUAUCCGUUUAUAAAUUUUAAGUGACAUUCCUUUUAUGUUCAUGCUGACUGGAUGAAUAAAUAAACAUAAAUAAAUUGUGAGCUUACGUAAA